Molecule: messenger RNA, 6654 nt
Organism: Coturnix japonica (Japanese quail)
Lineage: Eukaryota; Metazoa; Chordata; Aves; Galliformes; Phasianidae
Gene: CIPC
Product: CLOCK interacting pacemaker
Biological process (GO): negative regulation of circadian rhythm; negative regulation of DNA-templated transcription
Cellular component (GO): nucleus
Source: RefSeq, a predicted model, not a curated record
GUUUCGAGGUGGUGGUACCGCGCAUGCGCGGAGCGGGUGGCGCCGGGGCUGCGGGCAGCCAGGUGAGCGCGGUUACGGCCCGGUGUCAGCGCUGUGCUCGGGGCGGCCCCAUCUCGGCUACAAACGGCCCCGCCUGGCCCUGCCCGCGGGAGGCAGGCGGCAGGGAGAGCACGGCGGGGCGAGGAGCCCCGGGAGCCGGCGGGACCUGAGGGAACGGCCUGGAGCUGCGUCUAGCGGGGGGACAGGGAUUGGAUACCAGAAAAAGUUCCUCAAUGGAAAAGGUGUUGAAGACAGCCACCAGCACUGUGGAAGCAUGGAGACAGAAUAGACGUGUAUUGACACCCUUAAGAAUAUAUUGGGCAAACUGAAGGAAAUGAAGAGCUUGAACCAUCACUUCAGCAUGGCAGCAACUGAAUCCGACAAGGACUCCGGAUACUCAGAUGGCAGUUCAGAGUGCCUAAGUGCUAUGGAGCAUACUGACUCUGAGGAUGUCCUGAAUGCAUUGUGUUGGAAUGCAGAAGAUGGGCCUUGGCCAUGCCCCGUGACCACGAGCAGCUCUUUUCCUGCACUUUCUCCUAUGGUUGUAAUGAAAAAUGUUCUAGUAAAGCAGGGGAGUUCGUCCCAGCUCCAGUCUUGGACUGUCCAGCCAUCCUUUGAAGUGAUUCCAGCUCAGCCACAGCUGGUAUUUCUUCACCCAUCAAUCCCACCUCCCAUUAACCCUCACCCUGCUGGGAAAAAGAGAAACGAUUCCACUAACUACUUGCCCAUCCUGAACUCUUACCCCAAAAUAGCACCACAGCCCUGCAAAAGAGAUCACUCCUUCGAUCUAGAGGAACGUCAGGAAACCAGUUGCCGUAAACGACUCUGCACAGAAGCAUCUAAAAUGGAUACUUCUCCUGUAUCAAGGAGCACAGGUUUGUCUACUAGUCCUUUUUCCCACCUACCAGUAAGCUUUAAGGCUCCUCAGGAUUCUAACCAGCAAAGUUCUUCAAGUUUGAUGACAACUGGAAAAUUAUCAACUCUUCCUGGUUUCCACUGUGUUUCUGCUGACACUCCAAAAGUUCCAGGCUUGGCUUCUCUGUUGCCUUUUGGAACUCUACAGACGGCAAAGUGCACUCCUCAUGAGAAUGAGAGUGAAGCACAAACUACAAUGCAGUCUGCGGUGUGGAGCCUGCCAUUGAUACCAGAAGAGACUUGCACUACCCCUGAGCUGCUUUUGCAACAGCAAAGUAAGUGCAGACGUUUUCAGAAUACACUCGUUGUGCUACGUAGGUCAGGAUUGCUGGAGAUCACUUUAAAAACCAAGGAGCUCAUUCAUCAGAACCAGGUGACUCAAGCUGAGCUGGACAGGCUGAAGCACCAAACACAACUUUUCAUAGAGGCAAUAAAGAACAAUGCUCCACAGUCAUGGGCAGAGCUAGAAGCAUCUUUAACAGGUUCAGAUAAAGCUAAUAGCAACCUUGAAGAUUCCACUUAUCCAAACAUGUAGUAAAAUGGUACAUAGCUGUUAAAUUAUUCCUGUGCCUCCUAUUUCCUUUGUCAAGCUUUUAUUUGAACGUACUGAGUCCAAGAUGUGUAAGAUGGCAUGACAUUUACAACUUGUCUUUACAGCCAGUCAUGGGACUGGGGCAGCACAGUGGGAUCUUGACAAGAUGAAUACUCACUACUCCAGUGUGACCUUGAACUUCAUACUAACUCUAUACUUUCUUGAACUUCAGAAGCUUGGAUGUGCUCUGCUGGCAUGUUCCCAUUCUUGCUGUGAGAAGACAGUCAUUUGCAGAAUUAUGCAAGCAAGUUUCUUCCUAUUUCCAUCUUCAGAUAGUCAGUUCUGAGAGUGGCAUAGCAAAACAGUCCUCAGUAUUGGGCUAUCACCAGUUGCAAGUAGAUGAUAAAGAGAGUAGGUGUGAGGAGAAGAAGCUUAGCUUGGUGGGGUGAUAUGAGACUGCUGACUGUUGACAGAAGUCUUGCUUUUGGGGUUACACUUGUUCUGAAUUAGUGGAGAUCUGCUUGUGGUGAAGCAGCAUUCUGUAUUUAUUGCAAUCUUUGACCAAAGUGAUGAGUCUUAGGAGCCCAGUGACUUGAUUUUUGAUGAGCAUACGUUGGAUUGUGAUCUGUAAAGAUGAGUGAAUGAGAAUUGCAAGGCUUGCACUGCAAGUAUUUGUUUCAAAGCUGUAUUUAUUUGCACUACCCAUUAGUGACUAAAAAGUGUACAGGGAAAGUGGCUUUGGAUUUUCUUGGUAGAAUGCAGAGGUGUUUUUUAACAUAAUGCAAGGAAGAUACUUGUUUACCAGGGUUAAUUUGGCAAGACUAGUUAAAGGUUAUUUUAUGUGUAAAUCUUUUGUUUGUAAGGCUGAACUCCUCCUUUUUUUUUUUUUUUUUUCUGUGAAAUUGUUCCGAUCUUGUUCAAUAUCUUCAUCAGUGAUGCUGAUGAGGGGAUAACGUCCACGCUCUGCAAGUUUGCUGACGAUACGAAGCUAGGAGGAAUGGCUGAUACACCAGAAGGUUGUGCCAGCGAGACCUGAACAGGCUGAAGAGUUUGGCAGAGAGGAACCAGGUUAGGUUUAACAAGAGCAAGUGAUGAAUCUUGCACCUAGGGAGGAAUAACUGCAUGUACCAGUACAGGUUGAGGGUGACCUGCUGGAAAGGAGAUCUGCAGAGAGGGACCUGGGUGUCCUGCUGUACAGCUGGUUGUCCAUGAGCCAUCAGUGUGCCCUGGUGGCCAAGAAUGCCAAUGGCAUUCUCAGAUGCCUUAAAAAGAGCAUGGCCAGCAGGUCAAGGGUGAUGAUCUUCCCCCUCUACUCUGCCCUGGUGAGUCCUCACCUGGAGUACUGUGUCCAGUUCUGGGCUCCCCAGUACAGAAAAGACAGGGAUCUUCUGGAAAGAGUCCAGUAGAGGGCCACAAAGAUGAUAAAGGGCCUGGAGCACCCCUCUUUUGAGGAAACGCUGAGCGACCUAUUCCUGUUCAGCCUUGAAAAAAGAAGACUGAGAGGGGAUUUGAUCAGUGUUCAUGAACAUCUAAGGUGCAGAAGGCAGAGGGAUGAGGCCAGACUCUUUUCAGCAGUGGUAACAGGACAAGGGGGAAUGGCCACAAACUGAAGCAUAGGAAGUUUUGCUCAAAUGUGCAUAGAGAUUUCUUCAUGGUAACAGUGACAGAGCACUGGAAUGGGCUGCUCAGAGAGAUGUGAAGACACCUUCUCUGGAGUUAAGACCCACAUGGAUGCCUACCUGUGUAACCUGGUCUAGUUAGCCUACUUUGGCAGGGAGUUGGACUAGAUGAUCCUUAGAGGUCACUUCCAGCCCUUACAAUUCUGUGAAUCUGUGAGAUCAAUUGCUAAGAAUGGAAAAAAAGGAGAGAAGUGAGAGGAAAAGGGGCAUAUUGGCUCACGGUAAAACAAGUCCUACCAUCUCCCUUCCCUCCUUUUUGAGGGAAAUUUAGUAAAUGUGUGUACUUAAAAAUAACUAUAUAAAAAGAUGUCAACUUGGAAAAUCUUACUAUAAGUUUUAUCUGCUUGAAUUUGAAAUUAAAAUUAUUUUCUUCCACAUAAAUGUAUCUCAUCCCUAACCUGCUUGACAUGAAAUGUAGUUAAGGCCUAACAUCUUAUUCAGUGUUAUUAGCAGACAUCUGCAGUAGUCAGUUGCAAAAGCUAUUCUACAGAUGUCAGUUUAUCUGGACACUUGUGUCAGUCCCUUCAAUAAAAAGGGUUUGUAUGUUUUUUACCAGAGGCAGUCUAUGUAAAAGAACUAAGAGUGUCUCCCUAUGAAGGCUAAGAAAUAUAGAUUGCUUAUAGUGUGUUCAUUUCCACUUUAAAAUGCUUUCCAAAAAUUGUGCCAUGUAGAUCACUGGGUAUUUUGAUGCUCUGAUCACUUCACUUCAGAUUCUUAAAAAGGGUACUUGAAAUUAUAAUAGAACUCUUGCUAGUUUGUGGUUACACCCCUUCAUUUUCUGACGCCUUUGGGAAUCAAGAUUAGAGAAGGCUGUGGAGAAUGCUGUUGUAGACUUCCUAAAAUACACCUGGUAGAAAAGGUGCAAGGGAUUUCCCUCUAGCAAGAAGUUUCCCCCUUUUUAGGGGAACAAUUGAUGAAAAGAAAUGCCGUGGAUAUCUCAUGCGGAGGAGAAAGGGAAGUCACGUUUUUCCCUAGCCAGAAGCCUAGAGGUAAGUUUUGUGGCAGGAUUCCCCAUUAUGCCCUUUAUGAUCUGUAACAAACGAAUAGCAAUGCAUUUCAUAAUAUCCUGCCCUCCUGCUGAACUGCUACUCCUGUAGCAGUACAUGGCAAUAUAUUAAGAGAGAAAUUUUUGAAGACUGUGUUGUAUUUUCAAUAUAAUUGUGCAUAAUAGGAUAUCUCCCAACCUGCAGCACAGCAGUAUCAAAAUUCAACCAGAGAAACCAGAAGGCAGAAAGGCAGCAUAAUACAAUGUAAUAAUGCAGGACGUAACUAGCUCUUCUAGAACUACAUGUGAUAUGUGCAUUAAAUGACAAUUGUUGGGUGGAUGGAUAUGGUGGGACCUCAUGCCAUUUGUGUAAGAAUCCCAGAAGAUAAGAGCUUCUGAGAGGAAGGAGUAGGAGGCAGUUCCAUUGAUCUGAUACCUUUAAUAGGCUUAGAGGUGUGGGAAAGUGCAUAGGAUAUCUUUUCGAUUUUUCUUAGCAUUCUUAUUCUAUCUAUCAAUUAUAGAGGGGAAUAGAGAGGAAGCACUCGGCAACAUAAAUAGGAAGUUCGGAAUGCGUUAAUAGGAAGUGAUUGUUAUCCUAGAAAACACGAUGGUGGAUUUAGGCUUUUUCUAGAGAUGAAAGGAGGUAAGAAAAAAGGUGAAUUCUAGCUGUUUAUGAUGAAUGAGUACACCAAUGACUUCUUAAGCAAUUCUGUGUUAUUACUCUGAAGGGACCUUCAGAGGUCGUAGAGUCAAACUGCCUAACUGCUUGAGGGCUAAGUGAAAGCUAAAGCAUGUUGAUGAGGGUGUUAUCCAAAUAUCUUUUUUAGUAUUCCAAGCAUGGUGCAUCAGCCCCAUCGUAGAGAUUUUCUGUGGAGAACCUGUUCCACUGUUUGACCAACCUUACAGUAAAGAAUUUAUUUUUUUACUGUUUUAUCUCCAUCCUAUUUCUGCUGCUCUGUUGGAGUAAAGGGAAUGGAGAAACUGGCCUCGCAGAACACUUUGAUUUAGAGAACCUCUAGCUGCUAGAACUCUCUCAUAGUCCUUCCAGCACCAUGUAUGUCUUUUCCCGACAACACCAAGAAUGAGCUGUGUACACUUACUGCUGAUGGGCAUUUCAAAUGGUUGAUUUGAAUAAAUAUAUAUUUGAUAAAUCUGGGAAUAAUGUCCAGCAGCUGGUUAGAAAUCUACUGGAUGUCAGUCCAGAUUUAAACAGUUUUUGCUGAACUAGAAAAAUCACUCCAGAACUCCUAAGAUAGGUAAGGCCCCAUAGGAACUGUAUCACUGACAAAUUUUGCUUCAAGGUUUGUGGUUAUGAGAAAGGAUUUUGAAGGCCCCUAAUGACAGAUACAUUGUCAACUAUCUUUCUGUUCAGUUUCUCUUAGCUGCCUUUAUUCCUAGAUGUUCUAGUAAAGCUUUAAACAAUAAGGACUUGCCUUUCUUGGCUGCAAUUUAAUAAAACAGUGUAGCUCUGGUGCUCUUUUGAGGAAAAUCAGUUGACCGUGUUAGGACCAGAAAGAUGUUGAUUCUGGGCAGGGGUCUGGAAGUGGUCCAGUGGAGCAGAAACAUUAGCCUCUUUAAUUGGAAGCAAGUAACAGUGAACUUAGAGGGUUCUUUUACUUUAAAAGUGGCAAGACAAGUCAGGCUAAAGACACCUGGCACAGCUUAAGAAGUCAACUAGAUGGUCUGCUGGGACUUAGUUGCUUCAGACAAUUAGCAAGCAGGGUAUCUUUGUGGCUCAGACAGACGGCUGUUUUUCUAUUGAGGUUAAAUAAACAUCAUUAUUUUUUGACUACUCUUGCUACAUAUUUUUGAAGUUCUGUUGCUCUAGUUGGAAUGUAAACCUUUUCUGUACCUUUCAAGUUUAUUGUCAGCUUUGAAUACAGUAGCCUAAGAGCCCUGUUAUAAAACAUGACCUUUUUAUUAAAUCUUAACACAAACAGACUGAAAUAUGAAUCAAAUAAAGUAUAUAGCUGAAAAGUAUAUGGCUUGGUCUAGUGCUGUUGAACUGCCAAGUCCUUGAUUCCAAAUCAUGCUUUGCUUAUUUCCACUAGGCCAUGUUCUCCAUGUGGGAAAGUGCAGAUCCAGAAGUGAUACUAUGAUUUCUUACUAAAGAGUGAUACGUGAGCUUUAACAGUAUAUAUGAAUUAAAGGAUUUCUGGGAGGAGCCUGACACAGAGUGACUUGUGCAGGACUCUAAAAAUAUAUUGCAGUGUGUGACCAUUGCCAUAGAUCUGUCAUAAAAACUUGGAAGAAUUUUUCAGUUUCUUAACUGUUACUUCUAUGUGAUGACUGUACAUUAUGCUCACCGUCUGUGCGGGGUGAACUCCUACACUUGCUUAAUCUGCCAGCCAGAUAUGCAUAAGGUCUGAAUUGUGAAGGGUAUGGAUAGUUUGUUACCAAAAGGAUUACUUGAGUGAAAAAAAUCUAGUCCCUCUCUUGGAGGUGAAUGCUCAUCAACUAAAUCUGUAUUGCAGAUUUUCAAUAAAACAUGUUUUUUUUCAAAA